Molecule: messenger RNA, 1963 nt
Organism: Coffea eugenioides
Lineage: Eukaryota; Viridiplantae; Streptophyta; Magnoliopsida; Gentianales; Rubiaceae
Product: vacuolar protein sorting-associated protein 27
Exons: 3
Coding region: 161-1810 (549 amino acids)
Source: RefSeq, a predicted model, not a curated record
AUUCCCACCGUUUUUCUUCCAUUCCACUCUCUCUCUCUCUCUACAAAUAUAUCUAUAUUUAUGCUAAUAAUUUAAGAAGUACUGCAUAUAAUUCAUUAUAUUAUUGGUGUUAGGAGAAUAAUAUAUAUUUAAGUGUCAACUACGAUUGAGUGAAUACUCGAUGAAUACAUCCCAGUUUAUGGACAAACAGAUCAUGGAUCUAUCCAAUUCGCAGAGCCUCAAUUCUCAUAAUGACUUCAUCGAUCUGAUUAACCCUCGCGAGGAUCACCGCAUCGGGAAUUCCGACAAGAAAGAGGAGAUCCUUCCCAGCUAUGAUUUCCAGCCGCUUCGCCCCAUCGGGACCGAAAUCGAUUCCGGCAAUCUUGAUGCGCCGCCUAGGGCUUGGAAUUCAGCCGACAACAAGACUCAUACGGGUGGAAUCAGGACUUACAGUUCUUUUGACUCCUUCGAACCUGGAAGAGUCAUUUUGGAGAAGGAUCAAAAUGUUGUUGACCCCAAGUUGGUGUCUGAGAUUGAUCGUACCAUGAAGAAGUAUGCCGAUAAUCUGAUGAAUGGAUUGGACAGUGUUAGUGCACGAUUAACACAGUUGGAGUCCAGGACCCGUCACCUUGAAAAUUCUUUGGAUGAAUUGAAGGUCUCUGUCGGAACUAAUCAUGGGAGCUCUGAUGGGAGAAUGAGACAGUUGGAAAAUAUUCUUAGAGAGGUGCAAAAUGGUGUACAGUUUAUAAGGGAUAAGCAAGAAAAUUUGGAUGCUCAGCUGCAUCUUGCAAAGCUGCAAGUUUCAAAGGCUGAGCAGCAUGUGGAUACACAGGGCACCAGUCAUUUGGAUUCUUCACAACCUGCAUUAUCUGUUAGUCAACAAUCUCACCAGCACCUUCCUCCUGUUGCUCAAACACCGUCAGUUGUCCCUCCUAAUGCUCCUCCACCGGCCUCGCAACAAAAUCUACCACCUCAAGUCCAGCUGCCAAGCCAGUUCUCUCAAAAUCAACUUCCUUCUGUUCCUCAGCAGGAGCCUUAUUUUCCACCACCACCGCCACCAGCUGGUCAAACAUCAGAGAACUUGGGCCAGCAAUAUCAAUUGCCUCCACCACAGCAGCUGCAGGCUUCUUCGCCACCUCAGCUGCAGCAACAGUACCAAGCCCUCCCUCAACUUCAGUAUUCUCAGCCUCCUGCACCUCCUCAACCACACAACUCUCUCCAAGCUGCUAAUCCCCCCCAACACCAACCUGCAUUAGCCCAUCAUCCUGAAGAACCACCUUAUGUACCAUCUCAAAGUUAUUCUCCAGCUAACCGCCAAACUCCUUCCCUUCCACCUAGCGCAGCUCCUCCCCACCAGCAGUUCUAUGGAGCUCCCCCGCACAUGUAUGAGCCGCCAUCUAGCCGGCCUGGUCCAGGAUUUUCUGGGACAUACGGCCCAGCCUCUGUUUCUGGGGAACAAUAUUUGUAUGGCGGUUCAUCAUCCCAGUAUGGCAGUGGAUCACCUGCGAAAUCUCAGCAGCUUUCCUCUCCUGUCAUUGGCCAUGGUGGUGGAAGUGGUUAUCCACAGCUUCCUACCGCACGGAUUUUACCUCAAGCAAUACCAACUGCCUCUGGGGUCAGUGGUGGCUCUGGUUCUUCAGGUUCUGGAAACAGGGUUCCCGUUGAUGAUGUGGUUGACAAGGUGACAAAUAUGGGAUUUCCGAGAGAUCAGGUGCGAGCAACAGUCCGGAAAUUGACAGAGAAUGGGCAAUCCGUUGAUCUUAAUGUGGUGUUAGAUAAAUUAAUGAAUGAUGGGGAAGUCCAGCCUCCACGAGGCUGGUUUGGUCGGUAACUCAUCUUUUUCUGAUGUGUGUUCAUGUACAGAAGGUUGUUGGGGCAGCCAUUUGCUGAAAGAAAUAUCUGUUUGGAUCUCGGGGGGGCACUUUUGGUUACUGUUUCAUAAUUUUUGGGUACUAAUGAUGGCUGUGCAUCUCUUAGGCUGUUA